Messenger RNA from Porites evermanni, 2553 nucleotides. Lineage: Eukaryota; Metazoa; Cnidaria; Anthozoa; Scleractinia; Poritidae. The record is from the annotation of a GenBank genome assembly.
CUCGGUUUUCUCUUAGCCAUCCUAUCUGGAAGUACAACAGCUCUUCCUGACGUUGGUAAAUGUACAUUUAUGGAAUAUUUCUGUGAUGCCAUGAAAUGCCAAACGGACUUUUUUAAAACACUCCAGAAAGACCCUAAUGGCGAUUGCAGGUACAGAACAGUUGUUCGUAACGUAAAAAAGAUGUCCGUAACUGGAGCCACUGGCUGCUUACGGGAAUGUAAAAAUACAGAGUUUGUAACCCUUAGUCCCAAUAUCCACAUAUAAAUUCUCCGUACUGAUCUUCAUACACUUCCUUAAAGAAUUAGUUGAGAGAGUUUGACAACGGAUCAGAGCAUUUUCUCUUUAUUGAUCAUUUUAUCAACUCUCAUAACCAUUUCUCUUGGCAACAUAUGGAUGUUAGGAGAAAAUUGAUGUUGGUUAAAGGAAUUGUCCGCCUACGUGACUGUGCGUUUGAGAGAUUCCACUGUUCCACUGCGCAUGUACACUUCUUGCAGUCCAGCUUUUCUCAAACCUAUCCCCUCAAUACGUUCCAUAACAUGCCCUAGUUCCUGUAUGCACGGCAACUUUUUUUCUCUCUCUCUGAUCUUUUUGAGCAAGUGGGAUGACAUUUCACGGGCGAAAUUCGAGAGAGAAACCAACUGGAAGCAGUCUACUUUAUUGUAAGAGAUCGGAGUCCGUCUUUUAAGCGAAGAUACCUCAACAACUGUUUUUCAUUUGUUUGCCCAAUUGUUUUUCAACGUCUUCGGUGCUUUCCUACGCACAUACAUGUUACUACAGUUAAGUUAAGUGAGUUUACGUUGUGUUUCAGUUAUACAGAGACUGAUCUCCGUAACAGGAGGUUUUGAGGUUCCGAGUUGUGUUUAAAGGCAUUCCUGGGAUGGGAUGGUAUGGGAUACCGGUCCAAUUUAAACUAGACGACAAGUACAAACGGACUAAGGAAAGCAGAGCAGGCGCUCAUAACAUGUAAAUGUCUCCCAUUAAUUCUGGACAAGAUGCAUGAAUUUUCCUUUUUUCGUCCUUAGUGCCAAAUUCGAGAGAUUGAUUGGUUGUGUGAAAAAGACUGUGCAUAUUUGUGCUGGACAUGUUUUAUCUCAAAGUCGCAUCGAAAGCAUUGUACGCAAGCAUUUCAAAGAAAAUGUCAUGUGUUUAAAAGGUGGAUGGGCAGUUCCAGCUAUGCCUUCGGUGGGGUCACCAUGUAGCAGCUCGUAUACCACUGAUGCAACCAAUUGUUUGAGAACCUUCCAUCAUAAAUUCGCUGCAGACAAGUCGGAUCCAGAUCUUUGCUCGUAAGUUGAAUCAUUAAACAAAUAAUUUAAAGUCUUCCCAGUUAGCUACGUGCCAAGAACAGUCCACUGUUCUUAACUCCCAUAUUAACUAUAACCCUGUAGGGUGUGGUGUAAGUCAGUGGUUUGCAAAUAGUUUAGAAGUUCGCCAUGCUUAAAGUCAUAAUUAUCCAUUUUUUUCCCGACCUUCAGCAGUUCCUCUCAUUCCACCACUCAGUAAUGUAUGUACCUCGGCCUUUUCCUUCGGAAUUUCAGGGACGGCGAGCUUGACAAAUCUCAUCAGUUUCAACGUGCAGUAGAUCGAUAGGGAAAGUCACUGGACGAAAAAAUGGAUUUGCACAAAUUUGCUCCUUGCAUUGCAAAUAGGGGCAAAGAUGGUAAAUGCCACAUUUUGUAUCAUAAUAUUACCAGAAAACAGAGUGUUUUAAAUAACUAGGCAAAUGUGGCUUUUACCAUCUUUGCCUCAGAUUUACUAUUCUGUUUUUAAAAUUUUGCGACGACAUAUUAAGUCUAUAUUUGCCGGAAGCAAAUUUGUGCUAAAUCCUUUUUUUUUUCAUCCAGUGAGUAAUGCCGAACCAUUAAGGGUUAAAGAAUAUGAUAUAGAGGGAUAUAUUAUUUCAUAUAGCAGAUGGUUAACUCCACCGUUAAGGGGAAAUCAGGAAAGAAGAGUAAGAGGAAAUUGAGGAAUUGAUCCUACUUAUGGCUAAAAAUAAGCAAUGAUUAAUAUCUUUGAAUUUUUUUUAAAUAUCUAAUUUAAAAGGAAUCAAUGAUUAAUUUCAUGUAGCUUUUGCAAUACUGUAAUACAUUGUUAUAGCCAUGCAAAUACAGCUUAUUGUUGUUGUUGUUGACAAAAUGGAUUGAAUCCCCCUGCCUCCCCCGUUUCUCCAAUCUCCACCCCCCACCACUCCCAUCAACCCUUGUCUCCCCUUCGCCACUUCAGUCCGCCUUCGACCAUCAAAAAAUCCUGACAUAGUUUGUCUCUUUUCAUUUCGACAGGGAAAAUGCCAAGGCAAAGAAGUGCCUCAAGGACCUGUCACGGUCGGCUUGUACAUUUUCAUCUUCUACCCAGGAAAUAAUAGAUUUGAGCUACAAUGACUAUAAUCCUUUCUGCAAAAAUAAUCGAGAUCCUGAAGCAACAGGAAAUGACCAAUGCUAUGGUGUGAAGAAACUCGACAAUCCUCUUCAUUCCUUUCAUUCUACCAAAUCUACCACUCCCCCCAUUUUUCAUACUUCCAUCUUUUCCCCCACUUUCACUAUUUCUCAGUUCCUU